Helobdella robusta is the source of this 696-nucleotide messenger RNA. RefSeq lists its product as hypothetical. Gene Ontology annotation, molecular function: phosphatase activity. The record is from RefSeq and is a predicted model, not a curated record. The transcript has a single exon. The coding region runs from base 1 to 696 and encodes 231 amino acids. NCBI's taxonomy places the organism in Eukaryota, Metazoa, Annelida, Clitellata, Rhynchobdellida, Glossiphoniidae.
AUGUCCGGCUUGAACAUAACUCACGUAAUUUUUGACGUUGACGGUGUUCUUUUGGACACCGAACACUUGUACACGGAAAUGCUGCAAUCAUUUGCUUCUGAAUUCAGAAAAACUUUUACAAUUAACAUCAAAUUGAAACAGAUGGGUCGGAGCAAUGUGGAAGCUGCGCAGAUUUUCAUCAAAGAAUUAGAAAUUCCAAUAACAACAGAUGAGUAUAUUCAAAAAAUGGCAUGCUUGCAAAAAGAGUACUUUCCAAAUGUCAAGCUUAUUCCUGGUGUCGAGAGAAUUGUUGAACACCUGCACAAAAACAACAUCCCAAUGGCCAUCGCAACAGGAUCUUGUCAAGAAUCCUUUGACACUAAAACCUCUAAACAUAAAAACUUUUUCAAUAAGUACUUUAGCCAUGUUGUGUUAGGAUCAGACCCUGAUUUAUUGUAUGGGAAGCCAGCACCAGACAUUUAUAUAAAAGCUGCAAAAAUGUUUGUUAAACCUCCUAAAAAUCCAGAAAAUGUGUUGAUUUUUGAAGAUGCCAUUAAUGGAGUUCAAGCAGGAGUUGCAGCUAAUAUGAACGUUGUUUGGAUUCCUGAUCUUGCUAUAACACCGGCUGAUAAAAUAGAUAUUAAGCAGGGUUCAAUCUUUCAGUUAAAUUCGUUAAAUGAUUUCAAGCCAGAAUUGUUUGGUUUACCUGUCUAUUAA